Sinocyclocheilus anshuiensis is the source of this 1874-nucleotide messenger RNA. Its product is annotated as actin-binding LIM protein 1-like. Lineage: Eukaryota; Metazoa; Chordata; Actinopteri; Cypriniformes; Cyprinidae. Bases 11 to 1867 code for a protein of 618 amino acids. The transcript has 16 exons. Gene Ontology annotation, biological process: cilium assembly; lamellipodium assembly. Gene Ontology annotation, cellular component: stress fiber; actin cytoskeleton. Gene Ontology annotation, molecular function: actin filament binding. The record is from RefSeq and is a predicted model, not a curated record.
UCCCGCCGCCAUGCCUUCCCUUCCCACUCUGAACCGCCUGGGGAAACUCUGCGGAUCUGGACGCAGUCAGCAAGUGGAUCGCACUCGGAUCAAACGCACAAACUCCGUCAAACGCAUAUCUGUCAUAGAGGACGGACGUGUGGCAGAAGUGCUGUACCUCGUCCCGAAAGAGUCUGUGAUGCAACAGCUGCCGUUCAUCAACCCUGAAGAUUAUUACCUGACUGAGAGCCUAUCACCUGUGGCCCAUACACAGGAAGCUCACCACCAGACGGAGAAGCCUUUGAUACACUGUGCUAAAUGUGGGGAGGUGUGCAAGGGAGAGGUGUUACGAGUGCAGGCCAAACACUUCCACAUCAAGUGCUUCACAUGCAAAGUAUGUGGAUGCGAUCUGGCUCAGGGAGGAUUCUUCAUGAAGAAUGGAGAAUAUCUGUGCACUCUGGACUACCAGCGCAUCCACAGCACCCGCUGUAACAUCUGUGGAGAGUUUGUGGAAGGGGAGGUGGUGACUGCGCUUGGCAAGACCUACCACCCAACAUGUUUUGUGUGCACAAUCUGCAAGAGACGAUUUCCUGCUGGAGACAGAGUUACGUUCAAUGGCAAGGACUGUCUGUGUCAGUACUGCUCAGAGCCCAUGUCUCCAGGACCCACCAAAGAUGUUGUGGGACCCAGCAUUUGUGCGGGCUGUGGCAGAGAUAUUAAGAACGGUCAGGCUCUGUUGGCUCUAGAGAGUCAGUGGCAUUUGGGCUGUUUUAAAUGUAAGGCCUGUGCCAAAGUAUUGACUGGAGAAUACAUCAGCAAAGAUGGCGCCCCCUACUGUGAGCGCGAUUAUCAGGUCUUGUUUGGAGUGCAGUGUGAAGCAUGUCAGCAGUUCAUCACCGGGAAAGUCCUGGAGGCAGGGGGCAAGCACUACCACCCCAGCUGUGCUCGCUGUAGCAGGUGUAACCAGAUGUUUACUGAAGGAGAGGAGAUGUACCUGCAGGGAUCAACAGUUUGGCAUCCAAGCUGUAAACAUUCACCCAGAGGCGAGGAGACACAGCGGCCGACACGCUCGUCGUCCGAGAGUAUAUGUUCCAGACCUGGUUCAAGCAUACCUAGCUCACCGGGUCACACCAUAUAUGCAAAAGUAGACAAUGAGAUCCUUGAUUACAGGGAUUUAGCAGCCAUUCCCAGGGUCAAAGCCAUUUAUGACAUUGAGCGUCCAGAUCUAAUCAACUAUGAGCCACUUUACACCACCUCACUGGAUGAGUCAGAGGAGAGAGAGAGUGUGGGAGAGCUGCAGAGCUCCAGGAGAGAGUGUUCGCCUAUGCCAGAAGACAGAACCAGGUCACCCACACCAACUGCUGAGGGUUACUACGAGAUGAGAGAACGAAUACUCCAUCGGUCGACAAGUCAGGGCUCCAUUGGCUCGCCCAUUUACAACCGCCACAAUUACACUCCCACCCUGUCACGCUCACCACAGCACUUCCACAGGCCCGGCGCUGAGCCGUCCAGUGGUCGGAGUUCCCCAGGGGCCAGCAGCCCUCCUCUCCUUCUGACUCCUAAACAUUUUCACCUGCCAGAUCAAGGAGUAAACAUCUACAGAAAACCCCCUAUCUACAAACAGCACGAUUCAGCUGCCUUUGCAGCCCAGAGCAAGUCUGCUGAUGACAUCAUCAAAUCGGCCAAAUUCCCCUCGGCGUACACCCCUGGUCCAGACUACCCAGCAAAGAUAGAGACAGACUGCUGGUCCUUCCCGAUCUCCCAUGCUGCCCUAGGUACUGUGGUCACCCAUGAUACAUCUGUUCCCACAGUCUCGGUGCUUCUGCCUUGUUCGAGUUUACCCAAAAUCAACAAUUUCCCAUCAUUUACUCACCCACAUGUUUUUUAGGCUCUGU